AGACUCAGAGUUCACCAGACAGACAACCUGUUUUCAUGGUUAAGGCACAUUAAUCUUCAGCUUGAAUAUUUAACACCUUGAUGGGAAAGGUGUCUCGUGGCAUGUUUUCUCACCCAUUCAACAUUCUAUUUCAGAAGCUUUGCUUCUGCUGCAACCAAACAUGUCGCUUACUGUUCUGAGUAAAAAGGAGAAAGAAAGAGUAAUCCGCAGAUUGUUGAUACAGGCUCCUCCUGGAGAAUUUGUCAAUGCCUUUGACGAUCUCUGCCUGCUUAUUCGUGAUGAAAAACUUAUGCACCAUCAAGGUGAGUGUGCAGGACACCAACACUGUCAAAAAUACUCUGUACCACUCUGCCUCGAUGGAAAUCCAGUACUACUGUCUCAUCACAAUGUAGUUGGUGAUUACCGAUUUUUUGACCACCAAAGCAAACUUUCUUUCAAAUUUGACCUACUCCAAAACCAGCUGAGAGACAUCCAAAGUCAUGGUAUCAUUCGGAAUGAGACAGAAUACUUGAGAGCUGUUGUUCUGUGUGCCUUAAAAUUGUACGUGAAUGACCACUAUCCAACAGGAAACUGCAAUGUUCUGAGAAAAACUGUGAAAAACAAGGAGUUCUUGAUAGCUUGCAUUGAAGAUCACAACUAUGAAUCAAGAGAUAACUGGAAUGGUCUUUGGAAAUCUAAAUGGAUUUUCCAAGUGAAUCCAUUUUUAACUCAAGUAACAGGAAGAAUUUUUGUGCAAGCUCACUUCUUCAAGUUUGUCAAUCUUCAUAUUGAAAUCUCAAAGGACUUGAAAGAAAGCUUGGAAAUAGUUAACCAAGCUCAGCUGGCUCUACAUUUUGCAAGGCUUGUAGAAGAGCAAGAGAACAAAUUUCAAGUUGCAGUCUUAGAAGAACUACAGGAGUUAUCAAAUGAAGCCUUGAGAAAAAUUCUACGCAGAGAUCUGCCAGUGACCCGCACUCUUAUUGAUUGGCAGAGGAUACUGUCUGACUUGAAUCUGGUGAUGUAUCCUAAGUUAGGAUAUGUCAUCUAUUCAAGAAGUGUGUUAUGCAACUGGAUAAUAUAAAGGAUUGCUCCUAGUAGCUGCA
Molecule: messenger RNA, 1082 nt
Organism: Erinaceus europaeus (western European hedgehog)
Lineage: Eukaryota; Metazoa; Chordata; Mammalia; Eulipotyphla; Erinaceidae
Gene: CAPZA3
Product: capping actin protein of muscle Z-line subunit alpha 3
Exons: 1
Coding region: 161-1060 (299 amino acids)
Biological process (GO): actin cytoskeleton organization; barbed-end actin filament capping
Cellular component (GO): F-actin capping protein complex; actin cortical patch
Molecular function (GO): actin filament binding
Source: RefSeq, a predicted model, not a curated record